AGCAGAAUUAACCCUGCUACUUAUUUAAUUUUUCAGUUUCUGGGUAACAACGGGCAGAAGAGCACACACGGAGAGGAAACUGUUGUAUAUUCUUUGCCUCAUUCCCCUGGAAUGAAUUUGGUGAAAAAUGGAAUACUUUGAUGGAGCACCGUGGCUUUUUUUGAUGGUGUAUAUUGUUACAUUUGUAGCAGGGCUUCCACUCAACUUGCUGGCCUUUGUUACACUCAUCAGAAAAUUCAGGCAGCAGCUAGUCUCAAUAGACAUCUUACUCUUCAACUUGACUGUGUCUGACCUGUUACUAUUGGCUUUCCUCCCAUUCCGAAUGGUGGAAGCAGCUUCUGGGAUGGAAUGGUUUAUGCCUUAUGUUUUCUGUCCCUUGUCAUUUUUUAUGUAUUUUAGCAGCAUCUACAUUACAUCGCUUUUCCUCAUGGCUAUAAGUGUAGAGAGGUAUCUGGCCGUGGCGUAUCCUAUCAAAUACAAGCUUCUAAAAAACCCAUUGUAUUCAGUAGUGGGAAGUGUCGUCAUCUGGAUCCUUGGGACCAUGCACUGCAGCAUUGUCUACAUUGUGGAGCAUUUUGUACCUGAUAACACAAAUAAAACCAAUGCAACACGUUGCUAUGAUCAAUUCUCACCAGAACAGCUCAAUAUUCUUUUGCCUGUUCGACUGGAGAUGUUUGUAGUUCUCUUUUGUAUCCCUCUCCUUGUUACUGUCUUCUGCUACAUCAACUUUGUCAAAAUCAUGGUGGCCCAGCCCCGCAUUCAGAAGGAGAAGAAGAGAAGAGCCAUUGGUUUAGUGGUGGCCACACUCAUCAACUUCAUCCUUUGUUUCAUGCCUUACAAUGUAUCACAUGUGGUGGGCUUCAUGGAGGGUCAGAGCCCACUCUGGAGAACAUAUGUUCUUCUUCUAAGCACAUUCAAUUCCACAGUGGACCCUGUGAUUUUCUACUUCUCUUCUGCCUCCUUUAAAAAUAUGUUUUUAGAGGGCCUGCUCCAGGUAAUGAACAAAAUACAUUUAGAAAGCUGUUGGGGCUCAAGUAUGGAACGUUGCAAGAAAGCAAAAGAGGAAACUUAUGAAAGUCAUGGCUCAUAA
Messenger RNA from Xenopus laevis (African clawed frog), 1090 nucleotides. It is a transcript of the gene ffar3.S, whose product is annotated as free fatty acid receptor 3-like. The transcript has a single exon. The record is from RefSeq and is a predicted model, not a curated record. Lineage: Eukaryota; Metazoa; Chordata; Amphibia; Anura; Pipidae. The coding region runs from base 128 to 1090 and encodes 320 amino acids.